Molecule: messenger RNA, 1272 nt
Organism: Penicillium manginii
Lineage: Eukaryota; Fungi; Ascomycota; Eurotiomycetes; Eurotiales; Aspergillaceae
Exons: 1
Coding region: 1-1272 (423 amino acids)
Biological process (GO): RNA catabolic process; ribonucleotide metabolic process
Cellular component (GO): ribonuclease H2 complex; nucleoplasm
Source: RefSeq, a predicted model, not a curated record
AUGCCUCGUACAAGAGCAUCUGCACCUGCAAACGAGACUGAAGAGAUCUCUGAGGUCGAGCAGAAGCAGAAAUUGACCCCUGCUGGAAAGCCCAGCAAGACUUUCAUCCUGCCAUCCUCAACCAGUGCUAAUGCGCGCUUGCUCUCCCUUCCUAAUCCUCAGUCGGGCGAGCUAACUCGUUACUUCUUCUGUCCGGAGCGCGGUAUCUACGAGUUUACCGUGAUCGCCUCGCCUACUACAGCGCCUCGCAGCAUUCUAAUCACCCCUCGCACGCGUCAAACGACGACCGCGUCGCCAGACGAAGAAACCAAUACCCAGACAACUUCAAUUGCGAAGAAGGCCGAACUCCUGGUGGCAACUCCAAUUGAUUCAAUCUUCUUUUUGAUUGCUCUCUUCAAUGCCACCUCUAAAUCGGGUCAAUCAUUAUUCCAGCCACUGGACGAUAUCAUCGAUUCAAACGACGACCUACCACAACAUCUCCGCAAUGUUCUCUACGAUGACACCUUCCGCAGCACCCUUUUGAAACGCGCGGAAGCAAUUUGCGAUACUGUGGAAGCUGGGGAUGAGAAGAUGCUACGCUUCAGCGAAGCAAAGCUACUCAAUGAAUUGGUCGCAAAGGCAGAUCGUUUGGCGACUGAAGGGCUGCCUGCCAGUUUGGAAGAGCGGUUCGUUCGCCAGCCAUUGGCCCCGCCACUCAUGUCGGUCAAGCGAGAGGAUGCCCUCACCGGUCAGGUACAUGUCAAUGGAGAUGCAAGCUGCAAAUCAGAGGAACAGGACUCCCCAUCAACAGCGGCCACAUCUGCAACACCUUCCGUGUCAACGCCAGCAGGCGAAUCUACACCAGCUCCCCAGCCACCCACGGACAACUCUACCUCGGACAAGAUCGUUCACUUGCAACGAGUCUCCACUGCUUUGACGUUCAUGAAAGAUUCAUAUCUGCCAGCCACCCUCUGCUCUCGAAUUGACGAGAUGCUCGCGUCCCCAGAGAGCCCUCUGGAUUUCAAGCCCCUGACGGAUCGCAUUAGGGAAAUCGCUGCGCUCCGCGCUGAAGCCCUCGCGUCGCGUACACUGACCGACUUCAGUCGCAAGCGCGGUCUGGAUGACGAGGAAGUGGAGUCUCGCGCGGAGAAGAAACGCAAGAAGGAAGAUGAAGAUAAAAAGGCCAAGGCUUUAGAGUCUCGUGGCGUUCGCGAUCUGAAGAAGGUCAACACGACCGGCAUGAAGAAGAUGAGCGACUUUUUUGGGAAGGCCGCUCCUAAGAAGAAGACCUGA